This is a messenger RNA of Drosophila erecta, 5120 nucleotides long. RefSeq names its product proteoglycan 4. Gene Ontology annotation, molecular function: protein binding. Lineage: Eukaryota; Metazoa; Arthropoda; Insecta; Diptera; Drosophilidae. The coding region runs from base 788 to 4837 and encodes 1349 amino acids. The record is from RefSeq and is a predicted model, not a curated record. The transcript is spliced from 6 exons.
GUUUGAAAACAGCACGCGACGCGUUCAGAACGAGGAAACCAAUCGGACCGUGGAUACUGUAGUAAAAAAUAAAAAGAAAACACACACAUUAAAAGACUCUUCUUCGGAGACUCAAAGACUAGAAGACACUUUUUGUGGUCAAGGAUGAUCGAACCCUUGAGUGGCAGCGGUGAAGUGCAAGCAUAAACAAACAAACAAAUCUGUGGAGUUGUAUUCAGUUCUUUUUUGUUUUUGUGCCCCACAGUAAUAGUGGAUAUAAGGAAACCACAACCUAGACAGCUGCGAAGCGAACAAAUUUUCCUUCCUUGCCGCCGUAUAUAAAUAUAUGGUUCAUUAAAAGUGUGGCAGAACUUUGGCACUGGCGACAGGUAACGAGCGACGACCUGUGGCAAUGCUCGAGCAAAUUGUGCGGGUAAUUUCCAGCUCGGUUUAAUUUGGUCUAAGUCGCAGCCAAAUGGGCAUGCGCACCGUUGGCCGCCGCUGUCAUUCGAAAGUUGCCUCUGCGUGACACACAUUUCGGAGCAUUAGAAGCAUUCGACUGGCAGACAAGUUGGAGCUCUGCCCUGCCGCAUCUGCUGGGAGAUAUACGCAUCUGUAGAGGAGCAUAUACAUACGUGGGCAUACCCAAGGGGUACCUCGGCAACCUCAACAACCAGGGGACUCUGCGCGGGCCGGCCCAAGUCCAAAGUCGCCACUGUUGCAUUAUUCAUGCUCUGCGGCGGCAUCCACGUCCACUGCUACGCAACGGGAACGGGAUCGGGAUCGGGAACGGAAUCCACGAACGAAGAUGACGCUGCGCUUAGUCAGCAUUUUGUCGGCGGCAUUACUGCUCCUAUGGCCCGCACAGCUGGAUGCAUUUAUCACACCGAAUACAGGCUGCCAUCACAAUGGCACUUGGUUCGCGGACAAAUCGGUGGUGCCCAGCAUGGAGAAGUGUCUGAAUUGCCAGUGCAACCGUAGGACGCUAGUGUGUCGUCUGAAGGUGUGUCCCGAAAUGCCAAUGCCACCGCCCAGGGGCUGUGUGGUGGUCCAGAAGAAGAGCUCCUGCUGCCCGUAUCUUUCCUGCGCUAGACUGGAUGCGUUCUACAAGAUACCCACCAAGCGCCGCAUCAUCGCCUAUCUGGAUCACUACGAGAGGGAGUCCAUCGACCGGGUGGUCAACGAUAACAUGCUGCAGAGACGAUCCGAUGAUUCUGACACGGAUAUGUUUGUUUGUGUGAAGAAUGGCACUGUCUACAAGUCGGGAUCUGCCAUGUCAUCUUCAAACUUGUGCAGCUACUGCUAUUGCAUAGGUGGCACCGAGAAGUGUGUGAAGCCCAAGUGCAUGCUGCCCGUGGAGGGUUGCAAGCCCAUAUUUGUGGACUCCACCUGCUGUCCCGUGAGAUACGAUUGCAGCAGCAAGACGUCGGGCAAAUCCUCCCAAGAGGUGCGCUACAGGAAGACCUCGAACAAGCACUUUCUGCGCAUGUCCCAGCGCCUGCAGCGCAAUCGAGGCUGCACUGUAGGUGCCCAGUUCUACGCAGAGGGUCAGAAGAUGCGAUCGGAUGCGGACAGGCCCUGCGACAUAUGCUUCUGUAUCCGGGGCACCAGGCGAUGUGCUCCCAAGAAGUGCUCGCCGGCUCUGAAGAACUGCAUUCCGGUGGUGCCGAAGGGUCAGUGCUGUCCAUCGAGUUACGAUUGUGGCAGUCAGCGGGAUUAUCGUCGGUCGCACAACUCCCGGCAGUUUAAUCUGUAUAAUAUGCUGUUUGGCAAGGAGGAACCGGAGCAGCAGGAGACAGCCUUAAUACCCCAGAAUUCCAUGGCCGAGAGGUAUCCACACGAUCGUCAUCCCACGAGGGCAGCUCUGGGGAAUCCCCUGGAGGUCAGUAGCGAAAAGAGCAUUAUGGACACACUUCGCGAAGGCCUGGAGUUCAUAGAUGGCAAUAACAACAAAAUGUUGGCCAAUAACUUGGACCUUGUGGGCAUAAGAACCACCCAGUCACCGCCUCUGAUGAGAACGGAAUCCAGUGAGGAGGUGAGCAGUACUACGGCACUAAGCUUCCUGGACCUGCUCCUGGGUCCCAAUGCGGAAUCCACGAGCCACGAUGAACUACGGCAACCAGAAUCCACUACGCCCAAAAACACACUCUCCUGGAUGGAUAUACUCUUGGGACCGGAUGAAGAGGAGCUCGGCCCCAAAACAGAAGCCUAUUUGGAGACUAGUACCACUCUAAACCAACCAGAUGGGUUCAGUCCUUCAACGAACAGCAUAAAACGUAUUGCAGAAGACUUUGACGAGCAAUUGGACAAUGGAGAAAUGGCUGUGGGUGAACUGCCGGCGGAGGCCCAACAAAUUGGCAUCGCGAAUGCUGGAAUAUGGCCAACACCAGCUACGGAAGUAAUGCCCCCUCCAAAAGAGGAACCGAGUCUAUUCAAUGUCUUAAUUGAUGGCUUGUCUGGAAUACUCGAAGAACCACUCAAUCAAACCUCCAGCUCCACAAGUACCACAACUACCACUGAGAAACCAACCACUCUGCCUGCACCACCCAUGUUUCGACCAUUGCCAAGUGGCAAGCCCGUUCACACACGAAUCAACUCCAAGCUGGCAAACCUCACAGUGACACCGCCCAUGUUGGUGGUGACUAGCAAAUAUGGUCAGCCGGUGACCCAUCGGACGUCAAAUAAGAGGGUCAAUGCAACCACUAGUGCUACGAUAGCCAAAAGCACAGAAACACCAAGUACAAGCACCACCCAGCGAACCAAAGUAGAUGCCACCAUUAAAACCACAGCUAAGCCGAGUUCUACGGUGAAACCCAAGUCGAAGACCACUAGAAAAACCACUACUACUCCAAAACCUACAACUGCAAGACCUACAACUCCGAAACCUACUACUCCAAAACCUACUACUCCAAAACCUACAGCGCCAAAACCUUCCACAACAAAGCCCACUACUCCAAAGCCAACUUCUGCAAAACCCGCACCGCCACCGAAACCCCCAACUCAAAGACCCACAACUCCGAUACCUUCCACUGCGAAACCCACUACAACCACAAGCACCACCAGCACCACAACAAAAGCCAUCAUUCGCACCACCAGCAAGCCAAAAUUCAAGCCAAAACCCAAGCCCUAUGUUACUAGUACUCCGAAACCGCUGGUGAUCGAAACCAAUCCGAGUAUCCUGGAGGCUGAGCCACUGGACACCAAUGGUGAGCCCACACUGCCUCCCAGUCUGCCCAACCUGAAGAUUAUACCAUUCCUCCCAACCGAUGCUGUGGAUACGGCUCCCAAGGAGCAGUAUCCCACCAACUUCUAUCAGCAGAAGGUGGCUUCGGAUAAGAUGGACGUGGUUGGCUAUGAUACCAUGGAGGACACGGUGGCUCUAUACUCGCAGUCCCAGCCGGAUCAGGCUGCCUACAAGUACAAGUUCAACGUGGAAGUGCCAGCCGCGGAAGCUGCUCCAGAGCCAGUGGUUCAUGUGGGUGGGAAAUACGAAGGAAGUGCGGCCUACGUUAACUUCGACUUCGAAAGUCCUGUGGUGCCACCUCCUCACAGCGGAUUCUCGCCGCCCACCGAAACGGAGGGCGGAUUCAUGCCCAAGGAACCGCUGGUUAUCGAUGGCGAAGUCCUGCAGGAGCACGUCACCUCGAGUGGAAUCAGCGGCCCCCUUGAUAACUUCCAUGUGACACAGCACAUUAUCGACAUCACAGGUUCGGGAGCUCAUGAAAAUGAUACUGCUUCUAUAGAAAUCACCACUCCCGACCCCUUCAAAGAUGUCAUACACACAGAGCCGUCGCCCAAUCUCGAUGAACUAAUCGUUGACAAGGCGAACAAAAAGCCGAUUGAAGAGCACAUUGAGACCGUCACCUACAGUGUAAGCAAUUCAACAGCCUCCUCCCAAUCCUCACCUGCAACUGGCACAACCAGCACCUCCGGCACAUCCACAACAACGACAACGACAACGACAACGGAAAAGGAAGCCCCCGUGAUAGAUAAAUAUGAAAUCAAUAAAUUGGAUAAGCUCUUGGAUGAGCUGCUCGGUUUGGAGUUGUCCAAAGAGGAUGCGGCGAGCAGCACAGUGCCUGCAUUUAAGCAACUGCCUACGGCAGCGCCAACGACGGCAAAGUCAACAGCAGCAACAGCAACUGCAGCAACAGCAACAGCAGCAACAGCAACAGCAACAGCAACUGCAUCAAGCACGGCAGCAACAUCAACAACAGGUCGACCAACAGUGAUGACACGUGCUCCGGCCAAAAAGGGAAACGGCAAGACGAAAAACAAACAGACCACCGGCAAUAGACGCAAAGUCCAGAGUGGCACGCGACGCCAAAGUACACCGGCAACCACUCGAUCCCCGCCAGCAGCGACAUCAGCGGCAUCAGCGACAUCAGCGGCAUCAACAGCGUCAACAGCCGCGGGGCAGGCCACAACAACGGGCAGCACUCUGCAUCCAUUUUUAAACUCACCGUUCGACAAAUUACCCUUCAUGGACGCCAGCUAUGAGGUAAAACCGCACAGAUUGCAACCACAGCAGCAGCAGCAGCAGCAACAUGAGCAGCCACCGCAGCAGCAAUUCCACCAUUACCAACAUGCAACACGACCGUCGACAGCAGCCCCACCAGCUGCACCAUCCUCCCCGGAGGAUGUGCCCCAGGAUGCGGGUUCGGGUUCGGGUUCCAGUUCGGGCGGAGUGGGCGGACUUCCGGGUGGCGAUGAUCCGCUCGGCCAGCUGAAGCUGGCGGGCUGCAACAUAUACGGACGCAUGUAUCGGGUGGGUCGCAUUAUCGUGGAGUUAUCCAGCCAGUGCCUGGAAUGCAAGUGCACCGAGGUGGGCGUCAAGUGCGGCCCAUUAGACUGUUAAUUUAGAUAUUCCCCCAUGAUUGUAGUCCCCAUGAAGUCUGUAGAGGUUAAGUGUCAGUUUGUAGCAGUAGCUUUUAGUUCGCAUGCUAAUCCCUAGCUGUAUCGUACUACAGGGUAGCUUAGGCCUCCUCCACACCCUAAGUUGUAUUAUAGAAAAGAGAUCACAUUCACAUAUUUAAGAUAGAUACUUAGCAUGGCAUUUAUAACAUACACAUAAUUAUUAGGCUAUAAAUAGAUAAGUACACGAAAUAUAUUUAAUAAAAUGAACAAAUUAAUCAACAAAA